GGCGGCGGCGGCGGCGGAGGAAGCAUAAGUAGCAGCAGCAGCUACGAGGCCUUCAUGGAUGACCAGAACCACAACAAUUGGGACACUGCGGCGGGAGGGCGAGGCGGAGGCUACGGACAGCCGCCCCCGUCUCCCUCGCCUUGUCCGGGGGAGUCCCGCAGCGCGUGUGGGCACAGGGUAUCGCUUUCGGGCCCGGAGGAGCUUGAGAUCCACAUGAUGUCCGAGGCUGCCAACGGGCCAGGGAAGGGCUGUGAAGCCGCGCCGGGAAAAGGAGGGGCUGCUGCUGCCGCUGCCAGCAUCAACCUCAACAUCAACCCUUCGGCCUCUAAGUUCUUAAUGAAUGUUAUAACAAUAGAAGAUUAUAAGAGCACAUAUUGGCCAAAGUUGGAUAGUGCCAUAGACCAGCUUUUAACUCAGAGUCCUGGUGACUAUAUCCCCAUUUCCUACGAACAAAUAUACAGUUGUGUAUAUAAAUGUGUGUGCCAGCAGCAUUCGGAACAGAUGUAUAGUGACCUAAUAAAAAAGAUAACUAACCACUUAGAGAGAGUCUCAAAGGAGCUGCAGGCCAGCCCUCCAGAUCUCUACAUUGAAAGAUUUAACAUAGCACUUGGGCAGUAUAUGGGAGCAUUACAGAGCAUUGUGCCUCUUUUCAUAUAUAUGAAUAAAUUUUACAUAGAAACCAAGCUUAACCGAGAUUUAAGAAACGAUCUUAUAAAACUGUUUACGGAACAUGUUGCAGAAAAGCACAUUUACAGCCUGAUGCCUUUACUUCUAGAAGCUCAGUCCACACCUUUUUGGAUAAACCCUUCCACAAUGGCAAACAUUGUCAAAGGAUUAUACAUGCUUAGGCCAGAAUGGGUUCAGAUGGCACCAGCUUUAUUUUCUAAAUUUAUUCCAAACAUCCUCCCUCCUGCUGUAGAAUCUGAGCUUGAGGAAUAUGCUGCUCAAGACCAGAAACUUCAACAAGAACUUAUUCAAGAAGGAUUUUCCAGAGGUGACCAGUCACGUAAACGAGCUGGGGAAGAAUUAACUUACAAUGGUUCAGCAUCAUGUGCAAGCUCAAGAGGAUGCAGAUAGUAACUGUACUAGAAGUAUAUCAGUAGGAAUGGACUUUGGAAUGGCAUUGGAAGGGAGGGUAGCCUGAGACUCAGUCAGGUUCUUCUGAUACUCAGGUUCUUUGAUGCAACUAUACCUAGAAGAGGUGUUUGGACUUAUUUCUCGCCAUGUAAUAAAAUGUCUAUUUGCUGCUAUUUGGGCUAGCUUGGAACAAUGUGAUCAAUCUUGAAAAGGUUGUUUUUUUGUUUUUUUGGUGAUUCCUGUGAGGGCUAUACCUUUUUGGUUUUUAAAAGCUGGUUAAAUACUACAAGUUGAUAACCAAGAAGAGCAGCUUCCUCUGAAAGAGAUUUGGGGUGGCGUUUUUGUUUCGUUUUGGGUUUCUUUCUUUUUCUUUUUUUUUGCACUUUCUGAUAUGUGGACAUUGCUGUUAGAAAUCUGUGCCCAUUCAAUUUUGUCCAGAAUGUUUGCUUGGUAAACACUGAUCAUUCAACAGUAUUUCUGUCUGCAAAAAAAGAAAAAAAGGUUUGCCUUUAAAAGUCAGUCAUAAGAGUGACCCUUCAUAUUCCAGGCAUAUUUCAUCUGCUUAGCCCCUCAUUAGUACAGACUACAACAUGUAUUUUAAAACUGUGAUUUGAUUAAACAUGCUGCAAAGUUGCCAGAUUUUCCUACCGUCUUUGAUUACAUUUAGGAAAAUAAAAAUUAAACUGUAUUUUUCCUCAUUCCCUUCCACGCAAGAAGUGUUAGUAAAUCAAAUGUUUAUUGUAUUAUGUUGUUGGCUUUGGUAAUGAUUGUAAAGAAUUAAAACAAAUGUUUUUCAACAUGUAAUUCCUAUUCAGAAUUAAAAUGCUAGUAUAUAAUGGUUGCAGAUUUGGCAAGAGAUUACAGACCAGGUUGUGUGCUCUGUGCUGCCUAGUAGCAAUACAGAGAAAUGUUGGUACUGAUUUUAAGCAAUCAGUUCUCUGAAUACUUUGAUAUUGGGGUUCUAUAAUAGAUUUUAAAAUAAGACUGAAACGGUGCUUACCUCUGAAUAGCAAGGUACUUGAAAUCAAUGUUACACAUUUAUGACUUGUACCAUUUCAGGAGGCAACUGGGGAGAACUGCAUAUUUGAUUUGUACAUACUGUUUUUUUAGUCUCAACUGUUAAAGCUUGAACAUAAGUUUUUAAUCUGCAGUACUUUGCACUGCAUUAUGGGUAUGAUGGCAAUAUGUACCUCAGAAGGGAUAACUUUGGAUCCCUGCUUUCUGUUUCUGGUCUUUAACUGAAGGCUAAUCACAAGGUGCUGGGGUUUUUAUUUGUGUAUUUGUUCCUUGGCUAUCUGUGAAGAAGCACCAUGCAUGUAAAAGGUAGGGAGGGGGUUCUCCUUCAUUUCCUUCUCCACAACAUAUCAUUUUAUACAGAAAGGUUAGACUUUUCUUGGGGAUAAAAGGGAAAUAAAGAUGAGUUUGCCAGUGAGGUAACAAAACCAGGCUAUGCCGAAAUUUAGUGCUCAGGGGAAGCCCAGCUGGAGUGAGUUUUUAAUGUGGGAACCUUGUACAUUUUUAUGAACAAGACAUGGCAGUUUACCUCAUUCCUGAAAAAAAAAUGAUUUGAUGCAUGACUUUUCAGCAUGAGCAGCGGCUUAUUUUAGCUUGCCUGAUUCACAAACAACUAUGGACAAUUUUAACCUUUCAUUUGGUAAGAUUCUAGGAUAAAUUCUUCUGUGGUAUGAAAGCAUCAUAUGAAAGAACAAGUAUACUUUUAAAAAGUGUGCAGUUUAGGGACAAUAAUGUUAAAUGAAUAAAAAAGGAAAAUACCUUUCAAUUUAACCAAAAGGCUUAGUUUGUUGAAAAUGAUGCAUUACUUCAAAGAAAAUAUAUCUAGAAAAUAACCAUUCCUAACUUUACAUAGGCUGUCCUUCUUUUCUUCUGGUAUGUAAAUGAAAACCUCUCCAGUUUACUAAAUUAACUAAGUUUUCUUACAUUAGUGGAAAUAGCCAAAAAUUACAGAAUUCUUCAGAUUUUCAAACAUUUUAAAAUUACUUGGAUUUUUAAAAAAAACAAGAUGAGAUGGAACACAUGUAAAUAUAACUUCAAAAUGAACUUUAUGAGAGAAACUGCUGGUUUCUACUUCAGUUGAUUUUAAAAAGGUAGGCCAUACAUUUAAUAAUAAUUGUGUUCCCCUAAAGUUAGUGUAAACCACUUUUCCCCAACUUGCUGCCCUUCAGGUGAAUUGUAUUACUGGAAACAUUAGCUGGGAAUUCAAUAUAACUGGAGAAUACCAAGCAGAAGAGUAGUGUAAACCAAGCGCAGAGUCAUCCCAUCCCAUAUUUAGAAAAGAUUUUCACACUAUAGUUAAUGGAGAUCCAUCACUACUGUACUGUGCCACUACAUUCCUCUUCAUGGUUGCUUUUAGAUUAUAUUAUUUUUGGGUAGGGCAAGGAUUCUGAAACUUAUGUAGGAGGCUACAAAAUAGCAGGCUGAUAAUAAUGACCAAUGCUGUGCAUUCAAAUCCAAGAAUAUUAUCCUUUUUGAUUUAGGGAGUUUGAACAAAUCUGAAGAAUAGCUAAAAAGGCAAUGUGAAAGAUAUUUGCUGUUGUUCAAAGGUUACAGUUUAAAAGCUUGGACAAUAUAUCUAGAGUCAUGGCAGUAAUUGCCUGAUAAACCCUCCACUUUUAUUCCCUAUUGAAUUUAUCCAUAAGAAGUGCCCAGUUAUGAAAGACAUGUAGAAGUAUGGUUGUUCUAUAGCAUUUAUUUCUCUUACCAUAACCAUUGCCUAUGGGACAUUUCUUCUUUGGCUGGCUUCUGAUUCUGCUCCUACAGGUUGGAAGCUGAUUCCAAUCUGACUCUUAUAACUUCUAGCAUUAACCUUAUAGAAUACAAUGAGAAUGAAAAGAGGAUGUCCAAGUGGGUUUGAAUCUGAUGCACUGUUUUUAUCUUUUACAGCAGCCUUUCCUGACUACUUGGGUCUACAGUUUUGCAGACUUCAACUUCUAGAAUUUCCCAGUUAGCACAGCGAUUACUGAAAAUUCUGGGUAUUGAAGUCCACAUCUGGAAGAUGACAAAGUAAAGGAAGGCUGCUUUACUAGUUUAUGGUUUGUAAAUAAUCUUCAGAACAUUCAAAUUUUAUUUCCAGAUAAGUUUUUAUUUGUGUCAUUGAAUGCUGAAAAAUAUUCUUCUCAAGAAUAUUGCUUUGGUCAAUAUUCUAAACAUUGUUUUACAUAUUUUAGCUCUAUGUAGCAUCUUGUCUGAAUAGGAAGCCUGUUUUUUAUAUAUGUAAAAGAAAAGAAAAUAAAGAAAGAUAUAUUAUGUUGUAAAUUAGUAUUAAGAUUUCUGUAUGUUUUGGCAUCUAAUGCUGAAAUAAUUUGUUUUCCUAUCCUCCAAGGAAUAUAUCUUGGUGAGUGUGAAAGAAUACAACAAAACUUAGGUUACUUUGUAAACACUUUUCUUCAACAUUUGCUGAAUUAAUGUGUGGCCCUCUACAGCCAUGCCUUCAAUAAAAGCAGCAUGGUCUUGGCUGUGGUGCUCCUGUAAAUCAAAUGAUUUGCCAUUUUUUGUGACUGUUUUCCACAUAAGACUUACAUGGCAAAAUUGUAUGCAUUGGGUGUCAUAUCUCACAUUUGUUUCCUGGGAAACUUGUUCUAUUAAAAUAUUUUUAGACAAA
This is a messenger RNA of Python bivittatus (Burmese python), 4696 nucleotides long. It is a transcript of the gene CACUL1, whose product is annotated as CDK2 associated cullin domain 1. The record is from RefSeq and is a predicted model, not a curated record. Gene Ontology annotation, molecular function: ubiquitin protein ligase binding; protein kinase binding. Gene Ontology annotation, biological process: ubiquitin-dependent protein catabolic process; positive regulation of protein kinase activity; G1/S transition of mitotic cell cycle. Lineage: Eukaryota; Metazoa; Chordata; Lepidosauria; Squamata; Pythonidae.